Molecule: messenger RNA, 1140 nt
Organism: Striga hermonthica
Lineage: Eukaryota; Viridiplantae; Streptophyta; Magnoliopsida; Lamiales; Orobanchaceae
Source: the annotation of a GenBank genome assembly
AUGGCUUCACGCUUUACCUUACUCUUCCUUUUCUCCCUCCUAAUCGCGACGUCGUUUACCUACUCUGCCGCCGAUGCAGAUGCCGGAGGUGCUGCCGACAGCGGCGAUCUUCUGAUUCGGCAGGUGGUGGAUCACGGCGAGGAAUUGGGGGCCGUUGACGAGAACACGCUACUGAACGCCGACCACCACUUCGCGAUCUUCAAGAGAAAAUUCGGAAAGUCGUACGCCACGCAGGAGGAGCACGACCGCAGGUUCGGGAUCUUCAAGGCUAACCUGCGCCGCGCGUGGCGGCACCAGAAGCUCGACCCCGCCGCCGUCCACGGCGUCACGCGAUUCUCCGAUCUGACGCCGAGCGAAUUCCGCCGCCAAUUCCUUGGCCUCAACAGGCAGCUCCGCCUCCCUUCCGACGCUAAUAAGGCGCCGAUUUUGCCGACCAAUGAUCUGCCGGUCGAUUUCGAUUGGAGAGAACAUGGUGCUGUCACACCGGUGAAAAAUCAGGGUUCUUGUGGAUCAUGCUGGUCGUUUAGCACAACAGGAGCUCUGGAAGGUGCCAAUUUUCUGGCAACAGGAAAGCUUGAGAGCCUCAGCGAGCAACAACUUGUGGAUUGUGAUCAUGAGUGUGAUCCCGAAGAAAAGGAUUCGUGUGACUCUGGCUGCAACGGGGGACUAAUGAACAGUGCUUUCGAGUACACACUCAAGUCUGGUGGACUAAUGCGAGAGAAGGACUAUCCUUACACCGGCACUGAUCGUGGGGCUUGCAAGUUUGACAAGUCUAAAAUUGCUGCAAAGGUUGCUAACUUUAGCGUCGUUUCCCUUAAUGAAGAUCAAAUUGCUGCAAAUCUUGUCAAGAAUGGUCCUCUUGCUGUGGCUAUCAAUGCAGUCUUUAUGCAGACGUACAUGAAAGGAGUCUCGUGCCCAUACAUUUGCUCCAAGAGAUUGGACCAUGGUGUAUUGCUCGUUGGUUAUGGGGAAUCUGGGUAUGCUCCUAUCAGGAUGAAGGAUAAGCCGUAUUGGAUUAUUAAAAAUUCGUGGGGCGAAAACUGGGGAGAAAAUGGCUACUACAAAAUCUGUCGGGGACGGAAUGUUUGUGGAGUGGACUCUAUGGUUUCCACCGUUGCAGCUGUUAGCACUUCUCAGUGA